Messenger RNA from Choloepus didactylus (southern two-toed sloth), 3953 nucleotides. It is a transcript of the gene VPS37C, whose product is annotated as VPS37C subunit of ESCRT-I. The transcript has 5 exons. The record is from RefSeq and is a predicted model, not a curated record. Gene Ontology annotation, biological process: protein targeting to vacuole; protein targeting to membrane; ubiquitin-dependent protein catabolic process via the multivesicular body sorting pathway. Gene Ontology annotation, cellular component: ESCRT I complex. Lineage: Eukaryota; Metazoa; Chordata; Mammalia; Pilosa; Megalonychidae. Bases 823 to 1974 code for a protein of 383 amino acids.
UAAGUCAUGAUUUUUAACUCAUUGGUCCUAUUUCAAAGCUCAGGUGCUUCCCCCUUUAGGAUAUUGCCUCUCAAAUUCCUUAAAGUAGUUUUUCAAACUUGUUGGACCUUAAAAAUCAUCUGUGUUGAUACAGAGCCCUGCCUCUGAAGAUGGUUCCACCCAUUUGGAGGGGGACCCAGGAAUCUGUAUUUUUAACAAGUGUGUAGGGUGAUUCUCACUGUGAGGCAAGUUGGGGAAGCCCUGCCUUAAGGAGUGCCUAGAUUUGCUAGGCCACCUGGAGCUUAAAUUGAGACUAUUUCUAAGGAUUCUUGUUUUCCUUAUUGCUUAUUUAUUUGGAAUUUGCUCUUCUGUUGUUCAAAGGGCAUUGAGGCAGCUAGCCAUAUGAAUCAUCCCUGGACGCUGUUGGCCAGUAGCAGUAGGGUUUUCCCAGACUGACAUAAUCGGGUCAUUGAAGAUCUUGUUUUAAUCUGAUUGGAUCUCUGUGCGGAAAUUCUGCUGGCAGUUUCCUCGCAGGAUCUGGAGUUUUUGGAAGAUUCCAGUUUCUUCCUUGCUGGUUGCACCAUGACAGAGAGGCCUCUGUGAUGGCAACAGUCGCUGAGGUUCUGUGAGUGUCAAAGUUGUGUUUACUUAGUAGGUGCUUGCCCACUUCAUUUCUGUCUGCUUCUGCUUUCACUUACUGGGCAAACACCAAACAGGUUUGUUGUGGUUUACCUGGGGCUGACACAUGGGGCCCCUGGGGCCUAGGAUGGGCCUGAAAAGAAAGGGAAAAGAGGGCGAGUCUCAAAAUCAUGAACUUCCCACCUAUAACCUGGCCAGGGAAAGAUGGAGAUGCUGAAAGACAAGACCUUGGAGGAGCUGGAGGAAAUGCAGAAUGACCCAGAGGCAAUUGACCGGCUGGCCCUGGAGUCCCCUGAGGUAGCAGGAGGCCACAUGGCAACCCGGGGAAGGCUGGCUGAUGGGACCCACAAGCCCUUUUUAAGGAUGCCGGUCCAGGACCUGCAGCUGGAACGGGAGAUGGCGCUGGCCACAAACCGGAGCCUGGCGGAGCAGAACCUCGAGUUCCAGACUCCUCUGGAGAUCAGCCGCUCCAACCUCUCGGACAAGUACCAAGAGCUCCGGAAGUUGGUGGAGCGUUGCCAGGAGCAGAAGGCAAAGCUGGAGAAGUUCUCCUCAGCUAUGCAGCCAGGGACCUUGUUAGACCUCCUGCAGGUUGAAGGCCUGAAGAUUGAAGAAGAGUCUGAGGCCAUGGCUGAGAAGUUCCUGGAGGGCGAGGUGCCCUUGGAAACGUUCCUGGAGAACUUUUCCUCCAUGCGGGUGCUGUCCCAUCUGCGCCGGGUUCGCGUGGAGAAACUCCAGGACUUGGUGAGGAAGAUGCCUGCUGCUUGCCAGGAGCCGGCCGGUGAUGCCCGUCCACCCCGCCCGCCACCCCCCCUGCGCCCGGCCCUCCAGGCGACGCCCCCUGCGGCCGAAGAGCCGCCACCGCCACCAGCAGCCACACCUCCCUACCUGCUACCCUACAGCCCAUCCCCUGGCCUGCCUGUGGGCCCCGCUGCCCAAGGGGUGCUCCAGCCGGCUCCUUUCCCCGUGGUGCCCCAGCCCCCCUUUCCCUAUAGUGUGCCUUUGGGCCCCACUUACCCGCCUGCUCAGCCUGGAGCCAGGGCUGCUGGGGGCUAUCCCUGGUCCCCACAGAGGAGCACACCACCCCGACCAGGCUACCCUGUGGCCCUGACGGGCGGCUCCCCCUCCGGCCCUGGGUACCCCUCAGCUGGGAGCCAGGCUCCCAGUCCUGGUUAUCCUCAGCAGCCCCCCUACCUCUCAAUAGGAGGGAGACCCCCCUACCCGACCCAGCCCCAGCUGCCGAGCUUCCCAGGACAGCCCCAGCCCACAGGCCACCCGCAGCCCCCCUAUCCCACAGGGCCCACCCCUCCCUAUGGCUUUCCACCACCUCAGGGGCCUGCCUGGCCAGGGCAUUAGACCCCAGUCUGGCCCUGGGCCCCUUCCUGCUUACACCUGUACUGCAUCCUCUGGCCCAUCUGUGGUGGAAAAUCAAGGUUCCGGUAGGAGCAGAAUCAGCACACCCCGUGGACAUGUGCUGGUGCCCAAGUUGUAGGCCCUGAAGGCUCCGGACUGUUUGGCUGGGUGGGCUGUGGCAGACUGUCAGCCCUUGGCCUCCAGCCGCAGGGCCUCCUGGGGAGCCCCUCCCCUCAGAGACUGGCCCCUCUGGUGCCAGCCGCCUGGGAGGGCAGGACCUCUUCUUGGGGUCUGAGCAAGCUUGUGCGUGUGUUUGUGAAUAUCUCCUUGAGCCUGCGCCCACAGACACGUGAACCAAAUGCAGACUUCUCUCAGCGAUGCCACGGCCCGGGUCUCCGGCCCUCUGUUUAUCCCCAUCCCCUGGGAUUUGGUGAUUUGACGUGGUGCCCCACACUGAAGGCUGCAGCUCUUUGGGUCUAGGGUUGGAUGAGAGGGAGAGCUCAGAGUUAGGGAGAACACUGCAGGAUUUCCAAGUCCCAUAAAGCCAUAACGUAACUCUAAUAGCCUGAAGUCAGAUAAGCUGGUCCUGUGUCCUGGGGCAGUGAGAAGGCUGGGCAGUGUGAGGACUCACCCCAGACUUUGUCCUUAGGCAUUGGGGCUCUUUUAGGAAUGGAGGGCUGGGUUGCUUCCCCAGCCACCCUUCUUGGGGGCCCUCCACUCCUAGUUGACUUUUUCUGAGGCUCAGCCCACCUGUCCACUCUUUAGUGCCUUGAAUCUCAUUAGCAAGCAGCCCCUUCUCUGCACCUCCUUCCUCAGGACCCUGGGUGUACUCCCCUGCCCCCUUAUCCCUUCCUCAGACAGACAUCAAAAGAAGCCCCAAUAGUCACACCCCAGAUGGUGCUUUCCAAAACACCACCGUGUAUAUUUGAGCCCAUUUCUUUGUCUCCCUCUCGUCUUUGGAAUGUAGGUUCCGAAAGGGUGGGGAAUGGGACCCCCCUCACAGGCUGCCUCCAGCACAGGCAGGGGUUCAGGCCUGUUGAUUAAUGAGGUAAUUGCAAUAGACCAAAGGGUUGUGAUGGGGAGCACAUGGUGUUUCAGAUGUGAACUGGGUCUGGAGGGAGACCCUGGAGCUGCUAUCUGUUAGGAAGUUGUAUGUGCCUUGAAACAUUCACUCCUCGUUCACCCAGCAUCUGCCGGGCCUGGGAGUGCCAACGAGGCAACUCGACCCACGGGUGCCAGCCCCUCCCCGGUCUGCGUGCCAUCAGCGGGUGUGCGUGACAAGAGGCCGGGUUCGCGCUGGAGGUCCCUCACCAGCUGCUCUCGCUUCUCAUAAGUUAUUUAUAAAGGGAACUCACUAAUGGGCUCUACCGGUUUGUGUGUGUCUGAGUGGGCUGAAUACUUGCCCGUAUGCUCAAAUGAUUAAUCGCCAUAAUAAACUUUGAUGAGUUCCACGUGGUGUGGUGGCUCUGGUGGCUCUGGAGGUGGGGAUGUGGCUGCUUGCGGGCCAUUGAUUUUUCUCCUGCAGCUUUCUGUAUAAUGCUCUGUUGAAAGUCCUCUUUGAUUCAGGUCCACAAAGUGCCAUCUCGGGAUUUCAUCUGCCAAGCUGAAGCCCCAGGGCCUGGCCCUUUCAUCAUUUCCCUUUCCAUGCCUGCCCUUUGUUUUCCUUCUUGGCCUUUUCUGGAGCCUGCCCUGUCCUGGGCCCAGGGAGCUUUUGUCAUGCGAUACCACAGGAGCCCACUUGGUGGGGCCCUGGUCCUUGGCUUCGCUUGGAAGGUGAUGUGUUCCUGCCACCUGCUGGGCCCACGGAGGAAUGUCCCCUUCCCCAGAUGGGUCCUUAGAUCGUUUCCUAAGCUAGGGUGCCGAGCUGGCCGUGGAACCAACCAGUCUUCAUCGCCCAGCCCGGGUUCCCCUGAGCUCUGCUGCCCCUCUGGUUAUCACAAAGUUGGGUAGGGGAGACCAAGUCUCUAAUGGACCCUCAAGUG